AUGAAUCGAUCAACAUCGUUCUUGAGAGACGAGAACCGUAUAAAUGGUAACAAAGUAUAUGCAGCUUCUUCUUCCUUUACAAUUCAUGAUAUAACAACAACAACGGCUGCUACUGGUAGUAUGACUGAUAUGAAUAAGGAUGAUGCUGACGAUGUAAAUGACCUUUUUGAUUAUAAUAAAAAAAUUGAUUUGGCAACCAUGUGGACAGCAUUUAAUAAAUGUAAAUCGUUCAUUAAACAUGGCCAACGCUUGGAGAAUAUGUCCUGGAGACUAUGGAGAUACAAUCACCAACAAUCAUGUGCAGAAAAGGAAGAAGAAGAACAAGCAGUACAGGAUGGAAACAAGUUUCAGACAACCGUCACUGCCACCAAUUUCAACACUACUUUGAAUACUCCCGAUAACCAUCAUGCCACAACGACUUAUACUCUACUCAGUGGAUCACCUGUCAAAGUUAAUUCUUUACACGAGGUUCCACAACAACCACAACAACAAAAUCACCAGAAUAUGAAAAUCAUUGAAAGCAGCCAUGAUAACAUUGAACGAGCGAAUACUACAAAUAAUAAUAGAACCCCUAACAUAUUAACUCCUAUAACUCCACAACAUCAGCAGCAGCAGCAGCAGCAGCAGCAUCUAUCAUCUUCUCCGCAAUUAGAUACUUUUCAAGCGGAUCCAGUACUUAGAAAUGCAACAUUAGUUAAGUAUGGAAAAAAAUAUAUUUAUAUUGUUGAUGAUGAUGAUGAUGACUUCUAUGAAGAUGAUGAUGACUGUUAUCUCAGUGGCGAAGAUGCAUAUUACGAUUUUGAAAGUGAUGAUGAUAACAAUAACAAUCAAGAUUAUUUCAUUGAUUUCAAAAAAACAAUACCUAAAAGACCCACUGCUGCUAAAUGUAGAUCCCUGUUAUCAGAUUUGUUAAACAAACCACCUUCGUUACUGCUGUCAAAUUCGACUUCAUCAUUUGGAACGACAAAUACAAUUACUUCUACCGAUAGCAAUACAGCAAACAAUUCUCUUUAUGAUGGCACGAUGGUGGCCGACCAGCAAGCGCAGCAUCAGCAUCAGCAAAACACAGGCGUCACUACGACAACCUCCACAACCGCUGCCAAUGCAUUGGCGUCACUAUAUCUUGAUGGAAAAGCACGAACAUCGCCUUCUUCAUAUGCAGAACUGCUCGAUAAAAUCAACAACAAGAACAUCAGUACUAGCUAUCUUUUUAAUUGGAAAGAAUCAUUUCGCGGUUGGUAA
Mycotypha africana is the source of this 1242-nucleotide messenger RNA. RefSeq lists its product as uncharacterized. Gene Ontology annotation, biological process: negative regulation of transcription by RNA polymerase II; regulation of nitrogen utilization; mitochondria-nucleus signaling pathway. The record is from RefSeq and is a predicted model, not a curated record. NCBI's taxonomy places the organism in Eukaryota, Fungi, Mucoromycota, Mucoromycetes, Mucorales, Mycotyphaceae. Gene Ontology annotation, cellular component: cytoplasm. The transcript is spliced from 2 exons. Bases 1 to 1242 code for a protein of 413 amino acids.